AUGGCGGCGACGGGGGGCCCGCCCUAUGACGGGCCGUGGACUCGCCGAGCACAACAGGCAGACACUUGGCUAGCCAACCACAAAGUCGUGGUGUCGGCGACGACAGCGAGUCUCGUAUCCACGUUUGCAGGCUUCCCACUCGACUCGCUCAAGUCCCGUCUUCAGAGCUCGCGCGAAAACCUCACUAUCCCACGUCUCGCUGCCGAGGUCAUCAAGGAAGAAGGUGUGGGAGGCCUUUGGCGAGGAUUCCCACUCCCGCUCAUCACCAUUUCCAUUGUCCGCACCAUUAGCUUCACCAUCUAUACCUCCACCAAGCGCAUACUCAACUCGACAACAGACGAACCAUUAAAGCCCGGAGAGAAGCCACCUUGGAUCAACCUCCAUCUCGGUGUCUUCAACAAGGACACGGCAGGCAAUGUGGCCAUGACCAGUCUGCUUGCUGGUGCCGCCAGUGGCGCCGUUGUGUGCAUUGGCAGCGCACCAUUUGAGCUUGUCAAGGUCCGGCGGCAACUCGAGUACCAGAUCUACCGCGACUCGCACCCCGAGUUCUUUCGACACGCAGACGGCUCUGCUGCCGCCAUUGCCGCAGCGAAUGCAGCCGCCGAUGCAGCAGGCAAGCCCAAACCCGCCGCCUUUGCGCCUCCGACCACGCUGCAAGCAGUGCGCAUGAUCGUGUCCAAGAUGGGUCCUCUGGGCCUGUGGACUGGUUUCCGGCUGCACUUUGUUCGUGACACCAUGGGCACUGCGCUCUACUUUGCAGAGUACGACGUGAUGCGUUUCCUCCUUGGACGCAAGCGCGACGACAGCAUUGCGCCAGACGACAAGUAUGGCGCCAGCUCGGCACAGGGCGAGCUGCCAGACUGGGCCAGGGGAUGGCUCCCACCACAGCUGGUCCCCUUCCUGUGUGGUUCGCUCGCAGGCGUGACUUCUUGGGCCUUGAUUUAUCCCGUUGACGCAAUCAAGACCAAGGCGCAACAACGUUCCCUCGCCGGCCUCCCACCGCGCACGCCGUUGACCCAGUUCCUCCGUCUCGUCCGUGGAACAGACAAAGACCACCCCAAGCCUCUCCUGACGGGCAUUGCACGCCUGUACCGCGGUCUGGGAGUGAGCAUGAUCCGCAGCAUGCUCACACACGGUCUCCUCUGGACCCUUAUCGACUGGACGGGGUCGUAUAUCAAUACCAAGCCUUGUGAGCGGCUAGUCGAGCGGUUGGCGUAA
Molecule: messenger RNA, 1218 nt
Organism: Apiotrichum porosum
Lineage: Eukaryota; Fungi; Basidiomycota; Tremellomycetes; Trichosporonales; Trichosporonaceae
Exons: 9
Coding region: 1-1218 (405 amino acids)
Biological process (GO): transport
Molecular function (GO): transmembrane transporter activity
Source: RefSeq, a predicted model, not a curated record